AUGGCCAAGGCUCCCCCCCAGUUCUUCACCCUUUCUGACGGUCGCAAGAUCCCCUCCGUCGGCCUCGGCACCGUGAGUCGCUGCCGCGCUGGAACCUGCCUCGGGAGCUCGACCGAGCUCGUGAGAGCAUGCAGGAACCACUGCGAGCGCAAAGGAGAGCUUCCCAGCUCCACACUGAAUGUGAACCGAGCUGACGCUGUGCCCCCGAAACCGUUGAAAACGCUUCCACCAUCAUCACCCAUCCAAUUCACCACCGCCACACCCCCCGCCCACCUUCCAUCCACCUCUCACGCAUCCGCAUCCAUCGCAACAGUGGCAGUCCAAGCCCGGAGAGGUCGCCAAGGCGGUCGAGACCGCGAUCAAGGUGAGUCUAGCCGUGUGGCGGACGGUGGAAUCGAGUUAUGGCCGGUCACGUGGCACACCACCCGGCCACCUCCCCACGAGACCUCUACUCCUUUCCAUCGUCCCUCACGCCUUCCAACGCACCUCAAGAGCUUCGCUAACGCGCAGGCUGGCUAUAGGCACAUCGACUGCGCAUGGGCGUACGGCAACGAGGCCGAGGUUGGUCAGGGUAUCAAGGCCUCUGGCAUCCCCCGUGAGGAGCUCUGGAUCACCUCCAAGCUUUUCGAGCUCCACCAUCACCCCGAGCACGUUCCCCUCGCCAUCAAGGACACCCUCAAGAACCUUGGUGUCGAGUACCUUGACCUCUACCUCCUCCACUGGAACGUCGACGCCCCCGAGGGCGUUCUCCCCCAGUUCGAGCACGUCAAGACUGCUCCCAACGGCAAGCGCCUCCUCGACGUCCCUCUCUCGGACAACGUUCUCCCCACCUGGCGUGCGAUGGAGAAGCUCGUCGACGAGGGCCUCGUCAAGUCGAUUGGUAUCUCCAACUUCAACAUCCACCGCACCAAGGACCUCCUGAAGGAGGCUCGCAUCAAGCCCGUCGCCAACCAGGUCGAGCUCUCGAUCCAGUGCCCCCAGUUCGAGCUUGUUGACUGGCUCCACAAGAAGGACAUCCUUCCCCAGGGCUACUCGCCUCUCGGCGGUACCGACGGCGAGGCUCUCCGCAACAACGAGCAGAUCAAGAAGAUUGCCGAGAAGCACGGCGUCGAGGGUGCCAACGUCCUCAUUUCGUGGCUCGUCUACCGCGGUAUCAACCCCCUCCCCAAGUCGGUCACCCCCAAGCGUAUCGAGAACAACCUUAAGCUCGUUACUCUGUCCGACGAGGAGAUCAACUCGAUCAACGAGCUCGCCAAGUCGACUCCUCCCAAGCGUGUCUGCGACCAGUCCGACCUCUACGAGCCCUACUACGACAUCUACCAGGAGAAGGACCCCAAGUACAACGACAAGGUCCAGGCCCAGUCCGACUAA
This is a messenger RNA of Trichosporon asahii var. asahii CBS 2479, 1371 nucleotides long. RefSeq lists its product as uncharacterized. The coding region runs from base 1 to 1371 and encodes 456 amino acids. The record is from RefSeq and is a predicted model, not a curated record. Lineage: Eukaryota; Fungi; Basidiomycota; Tremellomycetes; Trichosporonales; Trichosporonaceae. Gene Ontology annotation, cellular component: cytosol. The transcript is spliced from 4 exons. Gene Ontology annotation, molecular function: aldose reductase (NADPH) activity.